This is a messenger RNA of Condylura cristata (star-nosed mole), 1569 nucleotides long. It is a transcript of the gene HTR1E, whose product is annotated as 5-hydroxytryptamine (serotonin) receptor 1E, G protein-coupled. Lineage: Eukaryota; Metazoa; Chordata; Mammalia; Eulipotyphla; Talpidae. The record is from RefSeq and is a predicted model, not a curated record. The coding region runs from base 244 to 1341 and encodes 365 amino acids. The transcript is spliced from 2 exons. Gene Ontology annotation, cellular component: plasma membrane; dendrite. Gene Ontology annotation, molecular function: G protein-coupled serotonin receptor activity; neurotransmitter receptor activity. Gene Ontology annotation, biological process: G protein-coupled receptor signaling pathway, coupled to cyclic nucleotide second messenger; chemical synaptic transmission.
CUGGAGCCAGCAGGACUCCCCAGUUCGCCCAGUGCUACCGGCUGCACGCACCGUCAAGGAACCCUCCAUUCAGAAGCAAGGCAAUGGCACUUCCCUCUCCUCACACAAAAUGGAACACAAGAGACAACAUAACUGAAGAAAUUACAGCUUCACACUAUUGAAAGACAAUCAAAUCUAAGUAGCUUCCAGCAGCAGGGAAAUAACCAACAGCUUCUCCACAGCACAGACUAGAAGGAGGCAAACAUGAACAUCACUAACUGUACCACAGACUCCGGCGUGGCUGUGAGACCCAAGACUGUCACCGAGAAAAUGCUCAUUUCCAUGACCCUUGUGAUCAUCACCACCCUGACCAUGUUACUGAACUUGGCUGUGAUUAUGGCCAUCUGCACCACCAAGAAGCUCCACCAGCCAGCCAACUAUCUGAUCUGUUCUCUGGCCGUGACAGAUCUGCUGGUGGCUGUGCUCGUCAUGCCCCUGAGCAUCAUGUACAUUGUCAUGGACAGCUGGAGGCUUGGGUACUUCAUCUGUGAGGUGUGGCUGAGCGUGGAUAUGACCUGCUGCACCUGUUCCAUCCUCCACCUCUGUGUGAUUGCCCUGGACAGGUACUGGGCCAUCACGAAUGCUGUGGAGUAUGCCCGAAAGAGGACCACCAAGAGGGCUGGACUCAUGGUCCUCACUGUCUGGACCAUCUCCAUCUUCAUCUCUAUGCCUCCUCUGUUCUGGAGGAACCACCGUCAGCUCAGCCCACCCCCAAGUCAAUGCACCAUCCAGCAUGACCACGUCAUCUACACCAUUUACUCCACUCUCGGGGCAUUUUAUAUUCCCUUGACCUUAAUAUUGAUUCUCUAUUACCGGAUUUACCAUGCAGCCAAGAGCCUUUACCAGAAAAGGGGAUCAAGCCGGCAUUUGAGCAACCGAAGCACAGAUAGCCAGAAUUCUUUCGCAAGUUGCAAACUUACACAGACAUUCUGUGUGUCUGAUUUUUCCACUUCAGACCCCACUACAGAAUUUGAAAAGAUGCACACCUCCAUCAGGAUUCCUCCCUUUGACAACGAUCUAGAUCACCCGGGAGAACGCCAGCAAAUUUCCAGUACCAGGGAGCGCAAGGCAGCACGCAUCUUAGGGCUGAUUCUGGGUGCAUUCAUAUUGUCCUGGCUGCCGUUUUUCAUCAAAGAGCUGAUUGUAGGCCUGAGCAUCUAUACCGUGUCCUCUGAAGUGGCCGAUUUUUUGACAUGGCUUGGCUAUGUCAAUUCUCUUAUCAACCCUCUACUCUACACAAGUUUUAAUGAAGACUUUAAGCUGGCUUUUAAAAAGCUCAUCAGGUGCCGAGAACAUUCGUAGGUCGUAAAAAGCCAAAAGGCUUGACUUUUACCAGCCUCGUGCGUGGGCAAGGGUAAGGGAUGCAAUUUAUUAAUUCCUGAACUUAACUGGUUCAGGAGAAUUUGUAAGUAUGUUUGGUCUUGUGGUUUGUUUGGUUUUGUUUUGUUUUGUUUGAGGCCUGUUAUUUGGUGUGCUGUUUUCUACCUCUGGUCUUACUUGUGGUACAUAAUUUCAAAUAAACAUUGUCAU